AUUGAUUCUCCCGGUUGAUAUUUCCGGUCAUUCCUCAUUCCUACAUCAAACCCAAACAACAUACACAAGAUGUCCAAGACAAUCAUCGUAACCGGUGCCUCGCGAGGCAUCGGUCUCGCCAUAACCAAGUACCUCCUCUCGGCACCGCAAUCGCACAACGUCGUGGUCAUCGCCCGCAGUCGCGAGCCGCUGCAGAAGCUCAAAGACGAAUACACCAAGCAGGUGGAGAUCCUGAGCGGCGAUCUCGCGGACUUCUCGCUGGCCCAGCAGGCCGUCGACCUGGCUCUCAAAUCCUUCGGCCGGCUAGACGGCAUGGUGCUGAACCACGGGAUCCUGGGCCAGGUCGGCAAGAUCGCCGAUGCCGACCCCGAGCAGUGGAAGCAGGGCUUUGAUGUGAACUUUGUUAGCUUGGUUGCUUUUGUCAAAGCCGGUCUUCCCGCGCUGCGGGAGUCCAAGGGAAAGAUCAUCUUCACCUCGUCUGGCGCGUCGGUGUCGGCGUACCGUGGCUGGGGCCUCUACGGGUCGACCAAGGCCGCCAUGAACCACCUGGCGCUGAGCCUCGGCGAGGAAGAGCCCGAUGUCACGUCCGUUUCGAUUCGACCGGGCAUGGUCGACACCAACAUGCAGCGCGAGCUCCGUGAGGACCACAAGACCUCGCUUGAGCCGCAGGUGUACGCCAAAUUUGCUACAGUCCACAAGGACGGGAAGCUACUGAAGCCCGAGCAGCCGGGUCAUGUCAUGGCCAAAUUGGUUCUGGACGCGCCGCGUGAAUUGACCGGCAAAUUUCUUUCAUGGAACGACCAGGUAUUGGAUGCCUUUCAAGCGUAGACUACGGAUUCCUGCAGAAGACAAUUAGCUACUGCGGUGGACAAUGUAGAUAGAUUGCAUAGACGGUGAAGGGCAUAUUAAUCAGUUGAAAGAUGAAAAGCAGUUACAUUUAGAAGCAUUAGGCGCAGAGCACCUUCAUGUUUAGCAUGGAAUGUAAUUUUC
Molecule: messenger RNA, 990 nt
Organism: Aspergillus campestris IBT 28561
Lineage: Eukaryota; Fungi; Ascomycota; Eurotiomycetes; Eurotiales; Aspergillaceae
Product: SDR family oxidoreductase
Exons: 4
Coding region: 70-828 (252 amino acids)
Cellular component (GO): intracellular anatomical structure
Molecular function (GO): oxidoreductase activity, acting on NAD(P)H, oxygen as acceptor
Source: RefSeq, a predicted model, not a curated record